Messenger RNA from Linepithema humile (Argentine ant), 903 nucleotides. The record is from RefSeq and is a predicted model, not a curated record. NCBI's taxonomy places the organism in Eukaryota, Metazoa, Arthropoda, Insecta, Hymenoptera, Formicidae.
AUGAACCCCCCUCAGAAGUCCUCUUGGGCUAUGGUGGUGGGUCGCGGAAAGGGAGAUAAGAGCCAGAAAGGCACUUCCCAAUCUGCCCUUCCUCCUCCUCCCUCCUCCGCAAAGAGGAGGGAAGAGGAGAAAAGGCGGGACCGGGUCCUCGCAAUCAAGAGGGCGAAGAAACGGCUCCCGAGAGCGGCUGCAGUCUUCGUCUCCGUGAGAGGACAGAGCUCCUUUGCGGAGACCAUGAGGACCAUGAAGGACAAGAUCUCCCUAUCGGAGCUGGAAAUCGACCAUAUUAGGCCAAAAAACAGCUUCGGGGGAGGUCUUCUCCUGGAAAUCCCAGGAAAUAGGAAGGAAGCGGAGAUGAAGGCGUCUCGUCUCACCUCCGCGAUGAACGUCGUCCUCGACCAGACCGAGGACGUUAAAAUAACACGGCCAACGCGCAGGCUUGAUCUCCGCCUUCGCGAGAUUGGGCCAACGGAGGCCAACCUGGAAGACAUCCGGGCGGCCGUUGCGAAGGCUGGGGGGUGUUCCCCCAAUGAAGUUAGGGUGGGGAACAUACCCACCAUAGUACGGGGGGUCUGCACAGUCUGGGUGCAAUGCCCAGACAGAGCUGCGAUCAAGGCGGCGAAAUUGGGCCGGGUAACAGAGGGUUGGUCCACCAUUGAGGUGGAACUACUCAAAAGUAGACCGGCCCGCUGUUACCGAUGUCACGCCCGUGGACAUCUGCAGCAGUGCUGCCCGUCUGGUAUAGACAGGACAGCCUGCUGUAUGAAUUGCGGAGAGGGUGGACACAGACUGGCACAGUGCAGAAAACCUGCUCACUGUCCAGUCUGUGCACUGAAAGGAGAAAAGGCAAACCACAGGGCGGGGUCGGAGAGUUGUCCCCCAAUCCCCCCUCCCCACCCGUAA